Fulvia fulva is the source of this 2268-nucleotide messenger RNA. RefSeq names its product DNA oxidative demethylase ALKBH2. The coding region runs from base 1 to 2268 and encodes 755 amino acids. The record is from RefSeq and is a predicted model, not a curated record. Gene Ontology annotation, molecular function: dioxygenase activity. Gene Ontology annotation, biological process: DNA alkylation repair; DNA repair. The transcript has 2 exons. Gene Ontology annotation, cellular component: nucleus. NCBI's taxonomy places the organism in Eukaryota, Fungi, Ascomycota, Dothideomycetes, Mycosphaerellales, Mycosphaerellaceae.
AUGUCGUCUUUGUUCGCCCUGCUAUCACAGCAGACACCCAACUUGACCACAAGGAAAGGCCUGAUUAUCUUGGGCUUGCAGAACGACUUCGUAUCGCCCACCGGAAAGCUCCCCGUCACCAACACUGGUUAUCUGGACAGAAUCCUCGCACUGGUACCGGCCUUUCGUGAGUUUGGCCAUGUCAUCUGGGUUCGCAGCGAGUUUGAGACUACCCGCCCGGUCAACGGUCUGGACACGCCCGGCGACACGGUGGUAGCAGGAGGCUCGGAUGGCACCGAGGAAGAGGUCCCGGGCUCACCUGUCAGACGACCGUCCAAGAAGCAAAAGUCCUCUCCGAGGUCGUCCAAUACUUACUCGAAGCCAAAGAUCGGCGAGGACGACGAAGAAUUGUUCCUCAGUCGGACGGCAAGCCGCGAACCAUGUUGCAUUACCGGUAGCCGUGGUGCUGAGUACGCUGACCAGAUACAGCCAUUGAUUCAUCAAGGAAAGGACAUGCAUGUAGUGAAGAGCCACUACUCGGCCUUUGGCGGGACAUCGCUGCUCAUGAAGCUACGAUCCAGACUGAUCACCGAGCUGUUUAUCUGUGGUAACAUAACGAACCUGUCCGUGUACUCCACUGCAAUGGACGCGGCCCGCUACGGCAUGCACAUCACUCUCGUAGAUGAUUGUCUUGGUUAUCGCAAACAGGACCGACACGAUCUUGCCAUCAAGCAACUUCGUAACAACAUGUCAGUAGAGACCGUGAGCAGUAGAAGAGUUCUCGACGAGCUUCGAAAUCCGCCGGUAGGGCAGCAGUACGAUGAAGAAGAAGAAAGCGAAGAAGAGGAAAGUGAGGCCGCAGAGUCUGAAGAGCUGGAUAUGUCGUCUCGGCCAUCGAAAGUUGCAGACCCUGACGCUGCAUUAGAGGCGGACAGUGAUGACGACGAUGAAGAGGUCUCACUACCUAUCGUACGUCCACCCGAGCGGCAAUUCGACCGUAGGCUCGAGUUCCGUUGGCGUAAUGAUUCUAAACACUCACUGAGUAUAGCUGGAGGCCCGCGAGUCUUUAGCACUCAGCACUCGCAACUUGCGAGCUCUCGACCUGACGUCCAAAGCCACAGCCGGCAGCCGGCAUCUCGAACCUUCCAAGGGCCAAAGAAGAACGACGUCAAACAGACGCCCCAGUCAACCUCCAGUGACCGCAGGCUAGGCAACAUCGACUCACGUGAGUCACGAAAGUCUAAAAGAUUGCCAUGGCUCGACCUCAUACGGAAGUCCUCAGACCAGGAGUCAGCGAAUAAAACUUGCCCACUUCCAAAGCACCCUGGACUUCUUGCUCUUGCAUCCACAUGUUGCCUUUUAGACGCCACUGUUGCCGAAUGGGAAGCUUUACGCCUGACGCAAGAAGAGAAAGACAGCAUGGCCGAGCAUAUAUCAUACAGUAAACCAUUCCUUGGCGCAGACAAGGCGGAAGAAAGCGCUGGCUCGAAGAUGACCUACGAUCUUCUACCUGAGGAUAUGGCCGAGAGAAUCUUUGGCGAGCUGAAGGCAGAAGUGGAUUGGCAAUCUAUGUAUCACCACCAAGGCGCAGUACCACGCCUCGUCUGCUGUCAAGGGACUUUCGAUCAAGACGGCUCCAUGCCCGUCUACAGACACCCUUCCGAUCAAACGAUGCCCAUUCAAGCCUGGACGCCUACUGUGGACAAAGUAAGGAGAGCCGCUGAGGCAAAAGUUGGGCAUCGACUCAACCACGCUCUGAUCCAGCUAUACCGAAGCGGAAACGACUACAUCUCGGAGCACUCAGACAAGACUCUGGACAUCGCGCACGGCAGUAAUAUUGUGAACGUCUCCUUCGGUGCGCAGAGGACUAUGCGUUUGAGGACGAAGCGGACGACAGAAGUUGGUAGCCAGAGGACGAACCAUCCUGUACCAAUGCCACAUAACUCCAUGAUCACCAUGUCUCUACGUACGAACGCAGAGUACUACCAUGGGAUCAAAGCAGACAAACGACCACAGGUAGAGUUGUCAGAAGCUGAGAAGGCGUACGAUGGGCAUCGGAUCAGUCUGACAUUCCGCAAUAUUGCAACCUUUCUGGACAGCGAGUCACGGCUGAUAUGGGGUCAAGGCGCGGUUGCGAAGACGAAGGAUGAGGCACAUCUUGUUACUACCGGUGACAAGGAUGGCAGUGAUAUGAUGCUAAAGGCUUUUGGGACAGAGAACAAUACCACGAAUGUGCCAUGGAUUGAUAUCUACGGCGAGGGAUUUGAUGUGCUGCAUCUGAGGCCUUGA